Molecule: messenger RNA, 1611 nt
Organism: Acomys russatus (golden spiny mouse)
Lineage: Eukaryota; Metazoa; Chordata; Mammalia; Rodentia; Muridae
Gene: Smug1
Product: single-strand-selective monofunctional uracil-DNA glycosylase 1
Exons: 3
Coding region: 274-1137 (287 amino acids)
Biological process (GO): base-excision repair
Molecular function (GO): oxidized pyrimidine nucleobase lesion DNA N-glycosylase activity; single-strand selective uracil DNA N-glycosylase activity
Source: RefSeq, a predicted model, not a curated record
CCAACCAAACAAAAAACAAUUGAAUAGUGAAAACAAAAUCUUAACGUUUUCUGUUUGUCCAUUUUCUGUAUGUCUGUCCUUGCUGUCUUCAGCAAACAGCAGGUCUACCUCAGACCUGAGAGAGAUCACGACUGCUGCUUUUUCUAAUAUUGGUCCUGCACAGGGAACUGUGAAGCGAGGUCCCAGAAAACCCAGUUCAGCACACCAUCCUCAGUUUUCCAGAAUGUUCUGGGAGCCCAUGUGGACAAAUCAGUUAAAUAUUUCUGGCCUGGUAUGGUGACACAUGCAGGUGACAGCAGCAUGGCUGUGCCCCAGACUUUUCCACCAGGGCCUACCCAUGAGCCCUCAGGUGCCCUGACCGAGCCUCUGUCUUGCACUGGAAGCUUGGCUGAGGCUUUCCUGAAAGAGGAGCUCCGGCUCAAUGCUGAGCUGAGCCAGCUGCAGUUUCCAGAGCCUGUGGGUGUCAUCUACAACCCAGUGGACUAUGCUUGGGAGCCACACCAAAACUACGUCACUCGCUACUGCCAAGGCCCCAAGGAAGUGCUCUUUCUGGGCAUGAACCCAGGGCCCUUUGGCAUGGCCCAGACUGGGGUACCUUUUGGGGAAGUGAAUGUGGUCCGGGACUGGUUGGGCAUUGGGGGCCCUGUGCUGACCCCUCCCCAAGAGCAUCCCAAGCGACCAGUGCUGGGACUGGAGUGCCCACAGUCAGAGGUGAGCGGAGCCCGAUUCUGGGGCUUCUUCCGGACCCUCUGUGGACAGCCCCAGGUCUUCUUCCGGCACUGCUUUGUCCACAACCUGUGCCCUCUGCUUUUCUUGGCUCCCAGUGGACGAAACCUCACCCCGGCUGAGCUGCCUGCCAAACAGCGGGAGCAGCUUCUGGCGAUCUGCGACUCGGCCCUCUGCCGGCAGGUGCAGCUGCUAGGGGUGCGGCUGGUAGUGGGAGUUGGGCGGCUGGCCGAGCAGCGGGCGCGAAAAGCCCUGGCAGGGCUGACGCCAGAGGUGCAGGUGGAGGGGCUCCUGCACCCCUCUCCUCGAAGCCCACAGGCCAACAAGGGCUGGGAGGCAGCAGCCAGGGAAAGACUCCAAGAGUUGGGGCUGCUGCCUCUGCUAACGGAAGAAUGCCAGGGCCAGGCCUAGGCCCCCAGUAGAGACCCCAGUCAGCCUUGCACAGCAAGAUGGCUACACACAAGGUUUGCUGCGCUCCCUGAUGCAAGACAGCGCUUUCAGCCUGCUGUGCUGUCCUCUAAUGGCCAGGCAGACGCUGAUCCCAGGGUGGGCAGCUCUCCUGCUGUCUUCCCCUUUCUACAGUGGCCGGUUGUGCAUGGCAUCAGCAGAGGGUGAGCAUUUUCUUGUGAGCCUCUGUGUCUGAGGUUGUAUUUGCAGUUUCGGAGGAAAGGGUUUUUUUGUUGGCACUGCCUUGUGUACACUGGGAAAGCUCUUGAACACUGAUCUACCUCAGCCUUUUAGGCACUAGCUGUACAUAUUAGAGGGGUUCAGUGUGAUGCUUCGACACAUGUAUUCAGUGCACACAGAUGGAGUGCAGCCUCCCCCGUUAUCAGUGCUCCCCGCACUUCCCUUCCCCCAACCAGAGGGUACGCUUUCCAGGAUCUC